GUUAUUUUUGGGAUUCUCUUUGCCCAGCCCCAGAACCUCCCUAGAACCCUCGUCAUCUUCUUUCCUUUCCCCGUGGCCUCAAAAGACCCUCUCGACGCAUUCCCAGGCCAUCCCAUCUUCAACCUUCAAGAUGGGUACGCCAAAUUACUCGGCACAUUCGCCCCGGGAGAGCGAGAGCAGCUACUUCUCCCAUGCGUCUCCUUCUCAAGCGCAUCCACCCUACCACGCGGAUGAACCUGAACACGACGAGCAGGAACAAUCGCUGCUGCAGCGCAACACCUCCAGUCAUUAUGGCACCCCUUUCGAUGAUCCCGCCGUCUCGACCGAUUCCCUGCGGCGGUACACCUUGCACGACUCCGGGCCGUCGGUCUUUGCCGCACCCCCCUAUCAAGAAUCCGAAGGAGCCUCCGACAUCUACAAUGCUCGGAGCAAUGGCGACAAAGCCUCUCGCGAGGGCAGUCGCGCGGGUGCCCUUCGCCGAUAUGGAACGAGAAAGAUCAACCUGGUGCAGGGUUCCGUCCUGAGUGUCGAUUACCCCGUGCCGAGUGCCAUUCAGAACGCUAUUCAACCCCAAUACCGGGACGCCGAGGAGGCCUUUUCCGAGGAAUUCACGCACAUGAGAUAUACGGCCGCCACCUGUGAUCCGGAUGACUUUACGCUGCGCAAUGGAUACAAUCUCCGGCCGGCGAUUUACAACCGGCACACCGAGUUGCUGAUUGCCAUCACCUACUAUAACGAAGACAAGGUGUUGACCGCGCGUACUCUGCACGGUGUGAUGCAGAACAUUCGCGAUAUCGUCAACUUGAAGAAAUCCGAGUUCUGGAACAAGGGUGGCCCUGCCUGGCAGAAGAUCGUCGUCUGUCUGGUCUUUGACGGUAUCGAGCCUUGCGACAAAAACACGCUGGAUGUGUUGGCGACCAUCGGUAUCUACCAGGAUGGAGUGAUGAAGAAGGACGUUGAUGGGCGAGAAACCGUCGCCCACGUUUUCGAAUAUACCACUCAACUGUCCGUCACUCCCACGCAGCAGUUGAUCCGCCCCCAGGGUACUGAGACGACCAACCUGCCCCCCGUGCAGAUGAUUUUUUGCUUGAAGCAGAAGAACAGCAAGAAGAUCAAUUCCCACCGUUGGCUGUUCAACGCCUUUGGUCGAAUUCUCAACCCGGAAGUCGUCAUCCUGCUGGAUGCCGGUACCAAGCCCGGCCACAAGUCUCUCCUCGCUUUGUGGGAGGCCUUUUACAAUGACAAAACUCUUGGUGGAGCCUGUGGUGAGAUCCACGCCAUGUUGGGUCAAGGCUGGCGCAAGGUCCUCAACCCUCUUGUCGCCGCUCAGAACUUCGAGUAUAAGAUUUCCAAUAUUCUCGAUAAACCUCUAGAAAGUGCCUUCGGUUAUGUCAGUGUCUUGCCCGGUGCAUUCUCUGCCUAUCGUUAUCGCGCCAUCAUGGGUCGGCCGCUGGAGCAGUACUUCCACGGUGACCACACGCUCUCGAAACGUCUCGGAAAGAAGGGUAUUGACGGCAUGAAUAUUUUCAAAAAGAACAUGUUCUUGGCCGAAGAUCGUAUUCUUUGCUUCGAAUUGGUGGCCAAGGCCGGUUUCAAGUGGCAUCUCAGUUACGUCAAGGCCUCCAAGGGUGAGACCGAUGUUCCCGAGGGCGCGGCCGAAUUCAUCAGUCAAAGAAGACGUUGGUUAAACGGUUCGUUUGCUGCCGGUUUGUAUUCCAUCAUGCAUUUCGGUCGUAUCUAUCGCAGUGGCCACAGCAUCAUCCGCAUGUUCUUCCUGCACAUCCAGAUGAUCUACAACGUCUGCCAACUGAUCAUGACCUGGUUCUCCCUCGCUUCCUACUGGCUUACUAGUUCCGUCAUUAUGGACCUGGUCGGUACACCUAGCAAGAGUAACAAGGAGAAAGGUUGGCCCUUUGGAAACGAGGCAUCGCCCAUUGUGAACAACUUUGUCAAAUACGGUUAUGUCUGGGUUCUUGUGCUGCAAUUCAUGAUGGCUCUGGGUAAUAGGCCGAAGGGUGUGAAAAUCCCUUACCUCCUGUCUUACCUCUACUUCUCCCUGGUUCAGUUGUACGUGCUCAUCCUGUCAUUCUACCUGGUGGUGGGCGCCUUCAACGGUGGCAUGAUGGACUUCAACUUCGACGAAAGCGUGGGCACGUUCUUGGCAUCCUUCUUCAGCUCCAGCGGUGGUGGUAUCGUCCUGAUCGCCUUGGUUUCGACCUACGGUAUCUACAUCAUUGCCAGUGUGCUGUACAUGGACCCCUGGCAUAUUCUGACCAGUUCCUGGGCCUACUUCUUGGGUAUGACGACCUCGAUCAACAUUCUGAUGGUGUACGCCUUCUGCAACUGGCACGAUGUCUCGUGGGGUACCAAGGGAUCGGACAAGGCGGAAGCGCUGCCCUCGGCACAGACCAAGAAGGACGACGACAACAAGCAGAACUUCAUUGAAGAAAUCGACAAGCCGCAGGCCGAUAUCGACAGUCAAUUCGAGGCGACGGUGAAGCGCGCGUUGACGCCGUGGAUCGAGCCGGAAGAAGAGGGAGGCAAGAGUCUGGACGAUGCCUACCGAAACUUCCGUACCGUUUUGGUGUGCCUGUGGGUGUUUAGUAACUUGUUGGUGACGUUGUUGAUUACUGCUACUGGUGUUGACAAGAUGUGUUUGACUAACACUUCUACCACCCGUACCUCCUGGUACUUCGAGGUGAUUCUGUGGAUCACGGCCGGUCUGUCACUGUUCCGCUUCAUCGGAUCAUUAUACUUCCUGGGUCGCUCUGGUAUCCUGUGCUGUGUGUCCCGGCGUUAAGCCCGUCGCCUCGCCAGCCACGUUGCAUGGCUGUGUGCCGUACAACAGUGAUGCAUUGUCGGAGCAACCAACCUGCAUGAUUAUGUCGUGUUAUCCAGCGCCUGGUUCAUGGGACUGUACAUUUAUGGCCAAUGCUGUGUUGAUUUUUUCCUUUUUCUUCUUGUUUCUUUCCUAUGCAAUGAUAAUAAUAGAGCGAGUUGAUAUAUACCUAUAUAUAUAUAUAUAUAGUCAGUGUCUGUCUGGGAUCGAUUUGACUGAUAUAUUACUACUACUAGCGGAGAUGAAUACUAAGAACUAAAUGACAUGAUUGAUUUCUCGG
Messenger RNA from Aspergillus sclerotioniger CBS 115572, 3119 nucleotides. RefSeq names its product chitin synthase C (gene chsC). Lineage: Eukaryota; Fungi; Ascomycota; Eurotiomycetes; Eurotiales; Aspergillaceae. The transcript has 7 exons. Gene Ontology annotation, cellular component: cell septum; cell periphery. Gene Ontology annotation, molecular function: chitin synthase activity. The record is from RefSeq and is a predicted model, not a curated record. The coding region runs from base 131 to 2800 and encodes 889 amino acids.